Messenger RNA from Aspergillus viridinutans, 1383 nucleotides. RefSeq lists its product as uncharacterized. Gene Ontology annotation, molecular function: ATP binding; tetrahydrofolylpolyglutamate synthase activity. The transcript has 5 exons. Gene Ontology annotation, cellular component: cytosol; mitochondrion; cytoplasm. Gene Ontology annotation, biological process: tetrahydrofolylpolyglutamate biosynthetic process. NCBI's taxonomy places the organism in Eukaryota, Fungi, Ascomycota, Eurotiomycetes, Eurotiales, Aspergillaceae. The coding region runs from base 1 to 1383 and encodes 460 amino acids. The record is from RefSeq and is a predicted model, not a curated record.
AUGAAGCACACUUACGAGAACGCACUCAAACUCCUUGAAACGAGAAGACGUAGCGCCCGACCGACUGGUCUGACAACUCCAGUUUCCACCGUCCAAGAUACGACGACCGUGAAUCGGAAUUCUGGCAGAGGCGUACCAAGCUUGGUUGGAAUGAAGGAAUGGCUGCAAAUUCUAGGGCACUCAGAUAAUGCGGUCGACAGCUUGAAUGUAAUCCAUGUCAGCGGCACGAAGGGAAAGGGCAGCACCUGCACUUUUACAUGCAGCUUCCUUCGUGCACAUAGCCUGAGGACAGGGUUCCCCAAGAGGAUUGGACUCUAUACCGGUCCACAUUUACAAUGCGUUCGCGAAAGAAUACAAAUUGACGACCAUCCAGUCGCGGAAGAGAUGUUUACCCGAUAUUUCUUCGAAGUGUGGGAUCGCAUUAUGCCCAAGGGUACAGAACUGGAUGCGGGAGUCACAAAGCAGCCCCGAUACCUACAGUUCCUCGCCAUAUUGGCUUUCCACACCUUCAUCAAAGAAGAGGUUGAUGCGGCAAUAUUUGAGGUCCACCAUGGCGGAGAGAAUGAUGCAACAAACGUGAUACGAAAUCCCGUUGUCACCGGAAUCACGUCUCUUGGAAUGGACCAUGUUGCACAGCUUGGACCUACCGUUGAGACGAUUGCCUGGCAUAAAGCAGGAAUAUUUAAACCAGGUGCACCCGCCUUUUCUGUAACCCAGGACCCAGGCCCCGCGGAAGUUAUGCGAAAGCGUGCUCUUGAUAAAGGCACUACUUUGACGUUCAUAUCAGCAAAUGAGUGCCUUCCCAAUGGUAGAGUACUCAGCGUCCCAGUACAACGAUUGAACUGCUCCUUAGCGCUUGAGCUCACUAAAGCAUUUCUUCAAACCAAGGCACCUGGCCAUAUACUUAGCGAUGCAGACAUCUAUCAUGGUAUAGAAAGUUUCCAGCUGGCAGGGAGAUUUGAGAUUAUUGAUGAAGGGCAAUUACAAUGGUUUGUGGAUGGGGCACAUAAUAUUCUGAGUUUAGAACAAACUGCAGAAUGGUUUGCCAAGAACACAAAUGAGCAAAAAAAUAAGGUGACACCUGGCCAUGUCAUCUUUACUACAUAUCAAGAGAAAGAUGGUGACCCUAUCAACCAAUCCAUCAAAGACUCUAAGCCACUAUCACAUGACGUAUGCGCUCUGUACAGCUCAGUGUGGAAGGAACUUGAUCCACAGGCUAUGGUUACAACUACACCAACAAUUGAGGGGGCAGUAAGGCUUGCAAGGGAAAUAGGGGACCGUGAAGAGGGAAUGCAAGUCCUUGUUACGGGGAGCUUACACAUGGUUGGUGGAGCACUCAGCCUUCUGAGGCCAUCGUCGCGUACACAAAAAUUAGCGUCAUGA